Molecule: messenger RNA, 2032 nt
Organism: Manihot esculenta (cassava)
Lineage: Eukaryota; Viridiplantae; Streptophyta; Magnoliopsida; Malpighiales; Euphorbiaceae
Exons: 1
Coding region: 250-1671 (473 amino acids)
Source: RefSeq, a predicted model, not a curated record
AAAUAAAUAUUGAUAUGUCAAAGUCCAACAUAAGAUGAAAAUGAAGUUCCAUUCCAUGUCCUCAUCUCCAUGCUUGUUGUUUGCAAUUCAUUCAACGCGUGGCCAACACAGCAGCUACCAUCGCGUGAAGCCAAGCCAUCCUCUCGCCCCUCUCCCCUUCGGUUCUUCCAAUCCAGCCUCAAUCCUCUCCGAAAAUUUUUUAAAAAAAAAAAUAAAUCGCAAAGCAGAGUAGGGAGAUAAAUUUUCGCGAUGACCGAUCAACCCCGCCUCCUCACCAUCAACAAUCUGCGGACGACGUCUCACCUCAUCAAACAAGCCGCCGCCUCCUUCUCCGCCAAUCCCUUCACCUUUCUCCUUCUCUCCCUCCUCCUCUUCUCCUUCCGUUACUUUGUCGAGAAUGGGACCAUCGUCCUCACCUCCUUCAUCGACCGCGACCCUUCCCUUAAAUCCCUCCUCUCCCGUCUUGACCUCGCUGGCCACCACCUCCAUCCACCACACCACCGCAUUCACCGAUUCCCUCAUCGCCGCCACCGCCGCCCCUUCCUCCACCUCACCCGCGUCGGAACCCUAGAUGAUGACUUCUUCUCCGGCGACGACGACACCGAUCGUUCCCUCUUCGGUCCAAAUCAUAAGCUUCUUCCCAAUGGUACCUCUGUUAUUCUUUACAACUUUGAUUCUGGGUUGGGAUUUUCCGAGUUUGUCAUCGAUAACGGGAUCAAUAUUCCGGAAACUGUUCGUUCUGGGAUUCAAUUUAAGGCGGACAGUCUACCUAUGGAUAGUAGCGAUCGGGAAAGUAGUGAUAAUAGUGACAAUGAAAAGGAAGAGGAAGAGGAAAAUAGAUCGAUGGGUAUAGAGAAGGGUGGAGAGUUGGACCGGAUAGUGGAUUUGCAGUUCUUUAUUAAGGGAUUGGAGCUGGGCCGGCGUGACGCUGCAGCCUUGUUUUUUCUAGUAAGUUUGUUAUCUGUAGCUUAUGGAUGGGUGAUUCUUGGGUUUACUGCUAUAUAUUCGUGGAUAUCGGGGAUAGUUUUUGUUGCUGUUGUUAAUGAUUUGUUGGGGAGGUUUACUUCAUCCGUUGCUGUUGUUUGGAAUGGGUCUAGAUUGGGGCUGAAACGACUAACAGGGUUCAUCCUCAUGAGAUGGGCGGUUAGGGACGCUUUGACUCAGCUUAUAGGGUUGUGGUAUUUCGGUGAAAUUGAGGAUCAAUACUCGUUUUUCAAGCUAUUUGUAAGGUUGAAAUUGAUGCCAUUUUCCAUUAUGUCCCCGUGGAUUCGAGGGUUUGAAAAAGAAAUUUCAGGGUUUUUGCUUACUUGGUUUUUGUUGGAUGCAUUUGUGGCUUUUAUAUUUGCAGUGGAUGCAUGGGUUACAAUUGUGGAUUCAAGGAGGACUGGGAGAGAGAUUGUUAAAGAAGGUUGUUAUCUAAUAUCAACCAUGUUUAACCAGGCUAUCCAAAUAAAAUCUAUGGAGACAAUACUCUGUGGUUCAGCAGCAAGAUGGGUCUUAUCUCGUGUUUUUGGCAAGUUUUUGGCCGCCAUAUUUCAGUCAACUGUGGAGGUUUACUUUAUGGUAGCUUGGUUGAUAUUUUACCUUGCUGCAAGGUGUAAGGAAGCUCAUUCAGAAGGAAGGAGGUUUGGGAGAAGAGAAUUGGAGGGCUUGAUUGAUGGGCGUAGAUGAUAGUCACUGGUAACGACUGAUGAGAGAUAAUAGUUUUCACUUGUAGGCGAAAUCAGCUGUUGCGCUAAAAUAGUGUGCAGUGAUCUUUAAGUGCUUCGUGUGUUCCUUUUUGCAGCUCCAGUUAGCACUGUCAGUGGUAGGUGUAGUCAACAGCAAUGUGUUGUAUGUACCUCUAUCGUGAGGCAAUGUACUACUUGUGCAUAUUUUCCACGAUAAUGCUUCAUGUGUAUAGUUUGUUCUGAUUAUUGUUCUAAAUCCCUUGCAAUAUCUAUUCUGUUAUUUAUGACGAUGUAGAUUGAGAAAGGUAUUGAUUUAUAUUCUUUUGAGCUUUGUGCUAUUUCAUUUCUGAAUUUUGGGAUUG